CCGGUGCAACCCGCUGUUAGGAUGGCGGCAUAGAAUCCAAUAUCCAAUGGGCAAGCUGCAUCUGCCUCUAUCAUCUGUAACAGAGUCGUUACAUGGGUCCGAUAUGACCUUUCUACGAGAUGCCGGAACCACAGUGCUGCAAACAAUCUUCCAGCCCCCCCCCCCCGUUGCCGAGGGCAGAUGUAAGUAAGUGUACGGCCAAACGUCCACCUCCCUCGUUGAUGUCGAAUAUCUCUUCAUCUGGUUCUUCUCACUAUCUAAAACCGCCUCCCGCUUUUACCAAUAUCACAACCAUCAACCAUCGUCACGCAAUACAGUCCCGCAAACAACUACAUAUCGCCUUGUUGCCGUCUUCUUGCUCGAUAGAUACCCCUUUUGUUUUUCUUCGUUGACAGUCCACCACAUCUUAUCCACCAUGCCGUCCCGUUUAGCCAUCAGCACCAUGUCGCUCGGGCGAUGCUGGGCCGGCCACAGCUUUGAACACAAGAUGGACAUGGCGGCCAAGUAUGGCUACCAAGGCAUCGAGCUCUGGCACGAAGACAUGAUGGACGUCGCUGAGCAGUUGCCGGGCGGCGCUGCUCUGCUCGAGAACCAGCUCGCCGCUGCCGGUAUUGUUAAGAGGAUGUGUGACGCUCGCAACAUCGAGAUCCUCUGCCUCCAACCCUUUCAGCAUUUCGAAGGUCUUGUCGACCGUGAACAACACGCCCGCCGCGUCGAAGAGCUGCGUGUUUGGAUCCAGCUCGCCCACGUCCUUGGCACAGAUCUGAUCCAGAUCCCUAGCAACGUCUUGCCGGCAGAGCAGGUCUCUGAGGAUCUCGACCUUCACGUCGCCGACCUGGCCGAGGUAGCAGACAUUGGCGCCGCUUCCAGCCCCCCCAUCCGGUUCUCGUACGAGUCUCUCUCAUGGGGAACGAGAGUUGAUGUCUGGGAGCGCUGCUGGGAGGUCAUCCAACGGGUCGACCGGCCUAACUUUGGCAUGUGCCUCGACACGUUCAACAUCGCCGGCCGUAUCUUCGCCGACCCUACGGCGGCAUCCGGAAAGGUGCCGAACGCCGAGCAGGCCGUCAAGGAGUCCAUCCAGCGGUUGCUCUCCACGGUCGAUGUCUCCAAGAUCAUCUACGUGCAGGUCGUCGACGCGGAGCGCCUUGCCGAGCCCAUCUGCGAGACACACCCCUACUACAACCCCGAACAGCCAUCACGUAUGUCGUGGUCCAGAAAUUGCCGUCUGUUCUACGGCGAGUACUCGAGGGGGGCUUACCUCCCCGUCCGGGAGAUUUGCGCCGCCAUCUUCCAGGGUCUUGGAUUCGAAGGCUGGGUCAGCUUCGAGCUUUUCAACAGGAGAAUGUCCGAGGAGGACCACGAUGUCCCCGAGGAGCUGGCGAGGAGAGGUGCUGUGGCCUGGGCGAAGCUCGUGAGAGACAUGAAGUUGAGAGUGGACGAGUCCUCCACAACGGCGACGGCGUCACUAUAGUCGGUGCCCCUGGCAGCGACUUGCGUGGAACGGCGAAUUGGUUUACAACAGCGACUGUAUAGUAUUAACAUAUUUU
Colletotrichum destructivum is the source of this 1547-nucleotide messenger RNA. Its product is annotated as Putative xylose isomerase-like, TIM barrel domain, xylose isomerase-like superfamily. NCBI's taxonomy places the organism in Eukaryota, Fungi, Ascomycota, Sordariomycetes, Glomerellales, Glomerellaceae. The transcript has a single exon. The record is from RefSeq and is a predicted model, not a curated record. Bases 416 to 1471 code for a protein of 351 amino acids.